This is a messenger RNA of Brassica oleracea var. oleracea, 1835 nucleotides long. Its product is annotated as probable mitochondrial-processing peptidase subunit alpha-2. Gene Ontology annotation, biological process: proteolysis. The record is from RefSeq and is a predicted model, not a curated record. Lineage: Eukaryota; Viridiplantae; Streptophyta; Magnoliopsida; Brassicales; Brassicaceae. Gene Ontology annotation, molecular function: metal ion binding; metalloendopeptidase activity. The coding region runs from base 93 to 1589 and encodes 498 amino acids. The transcript has 13 exons. Gene Ontology annotation, cellular component: mitochondrion.
GAAGCCUUUUUUAUCCUUCUCUUCUCUCCCUCUCUCGUUGUCGUCAGCCUCCACCGGGACUCGUCAGACCGAUCUAGGGUUUAUCAGUCGUCAUGUACCGCACGGCAGCUUUACGAGCCAAGGCCCUUAAGGGCUGUCUUAGCCGCAGUUUCAGGGCAUCACGCUAUGCAAGCUCUACUGCUGCUGCUGCUGCUGCUGCUGCAACGGUUUCACCAGUUUUCUCCGGUAGCUCGCUUCCUUCGUUGAACAUUCCCUUGGACGGUGUCUCUCUUCCACCAUCACUCCCUGACAAUCUCGGGCCUAGCAAGCUUCAGACCACUACUCUUCCCAAUGGUCUCAAAAUAGCCUCUGAGAUGUCUCCGAAUCCAGCAGCUUCCGUUGGUUUAUACGUUGACUGUGGUUCUAUCUACGAGACACCUUUUUCCCGUGGAGCUACGCACUUGCUUGAGAGGAUGGCUUUUAAGAGUACGCUGAACAGAUCCCAUGUUCGUCUUGUGAGGGAGAUAGAGUCUAUGGGAGCUAGUACUUCAGCCUCUUCUUCCCGAGAGCAGAUGGGUUACACUAUUAAUGCUCUCAAAACCUAUGUUCCUCAAAUGGUUGAAGUGCUUGUCGACAGUGUGAGGAACCCUGCUUUCGUGGAUUGGGAAGUCAACGACGAGCUCAGGAAAAUGAAAGUGGAGAUAGGAGAACUUGCAAAGAACCCUAUGGGUUAUCUCUUGGAGGCGGUUCAUUCUGCUGCUUACUCUGGCGCAAUGGCAAAUCCUAUGUAUGCACCUGAAUCUGCAAUUAGCGGCUUGACUGGAGACGUCUUGGAGAAGUUUGUUUCCGAGAACUACACUGCUCCACGAAUGGUAUUAGCAGCUAGUGGAGUUGAACAUGAGGAGCUUUUAAAAGUGGUUGAGCCAUUACUAUCUGACCUUCCUAAUGUAACUCGACCAGUGGAGCCUAACUCUCAAUAUGUUGGUGGAGAUUUUCGUCAACAUAAUGGUGAUGAGGCAACACAUUUUGCGCUUUCUUUUGGAGUGCCAGGGUGGGAUAAGGAGAAGGAAGCUGUUAUGGCCACUGUUCUUCAGAUGCUUAUGGGAGGAGGUGGCUCAUUCUCUGCGGGUGGUCCUGGCAAGGGAAUGCACUCUUGGCUCUAUCUCCGCAUUUUGAACCAAUACCAGGAGUUUCAAUCAUGCACUGCAUUCACUAGCAUCUUUAACAAUUCCGGGUUGUUUGGGAUCUAUGGUUGCACUAGUCCUGAGUAUGCUGCAAAGGGAAUUGAAUUAGUAGCUGAUGAAAUGAAAGCUGUUGCUGAAGGAAAAGUCAACCAAAAACAUCUUAAUCGCGCCAAGGCAGCAACUAAAUCUGCAAUUUUGAUGAAUCUUGAAUCUCGGAUGAUUGUAGCAGAAGACAUUGGUAGACAGAUACUUACAUACGGGGAGAGGAAGCCAGUGGAUGCAUUCUUAAAGACAGUGGACCAACUCACCUUAAAGGACAUUGCAGAUUUCACCAGCAAGAUUAUUGCAAAACCGUUGACGAUGGGAUCUUUAGGAGCAGUGUUGAAUGUUCCAAGCUACGACUCCGUAAGCAGUAGAUUUUCUUGAAGCUCUCUGUUCAAACCAAGAGAUCUUUUCUUGCAUCAUAAGAACGAGUUGGGGACUUGUAAAAUAAAAAGAAAGCAUUUUUUUAGGAAGAUCCAACCACUUCUCUUUUUGUUUUUCUUUUAUUGUUUUAUCUCAUAGUUUUUUGAAUUCUGAGAGAGGAUAAGUCCACCAAAAUGGCGACAAUAUACGACCAUGUUUCCAACUUGGGUUCGUGAAUAAUAAUACCAUUGAUACGUUUACCAACUU